Messenger RNA from Pelagomonas calceolata, 800 nucleotides. Lineage: Eukaryota; Pelagophyceae; Pelagomonadales; Pelagomonadaceae. The record is from the annotation of a GenBank genome assembly.
AUGGCCCUAAGAGUCGAAAGGUCAGUGGGUGAGGGCCUGAGGCGUCUCUAUCGCCUCCCGAAGCUCACCACGGCUCCAUCCAAGGCGAGGCGCAGUGCAGAUUACUUUUCCGAUCGAUCGGCGUCGCAAUUUGAUCGAUAAAGAUAUACGCGGGACGGCGACGCGGCGACGCCGCCGACGCGGCGACGCCGGCGACGGUAUCAACACAGGCGACCGGCGUCAGCGCCAAGGAGCAAGCUUCCAAAGACGGGAUCACGAUGCUGCGCGUCGCUCGGUUGAUGCGCCAGACCGCGGCCAUCCUCACACUAAGUGGCGUGCUCACGCUCGUCCAGGCCACGUACCUCGCGCUCACACAAGACUGGUCGAAGAUCUUCGACGCCCUCGGCAUGAUCGACGACUUCACGAUCAGCUACUGGCUCCUCGUGGGGGCGGCCGCGUGCGAAACCGUGCGAAAACCAAUUUUUACGGUCGAAGCCGGGUCCCGACUAGUUCAAUUGAUACAGGUUCGAGGCCAUCACGAAUACCAAGAAUCAGGACGACAUCGACUACACGGAAACUAUAUUAAAACCGAUGGAGUCGCUCUGGGCGAGCGUCCGCCUGCCUUUGUUGAUUCCCGUGCUCAUGCUGGCCUACGAGUGCCGGACGGCCGUCGUCGCGGCGAUUGGCGCGGUCCAGAGCCUCUUCGCCUCACCGGAGGCAGUCGUCGCCGAGCCGGCCAAGAGGGGACUCUUCGCCCUGUUCGGCCGCUGAGAACCCCCACGCCGUCGACGCGACUAAUCUGCGAAAUAGACACAAAGUAC